AUGGCAAUCCCUUCAUUAAACUCAUCUUCCUGCAUUGCAGGUGGUGAUGCACCAAAAUUGUUUAAUGAAGAAAAAGAAGAUGACAGUGACCAAAUCCUCCAAAGGUAUUUGCAUAUGGUCUCUGUGCUUCCUAGGGAAAGAGGUUGGUUAAGUGAGCACAUUCACUGGUACCAAGGUUUUUGGUAUUCCACAGGAGUUCUCAAGGGACUCCUAAUUCUCCAGAAACAUUUUCGGGCACAACCAAGUGACAUUCUCCUGGCCACAUAUCCAAAAUCGGGAACAACCUGGUUAAAGGCACUUCUCUUCACCAUAACAAAUCGUACAUGUAUCAGUCAUCCCGAUCAAAAUCCUUUGCUAACGGCAAACCCUCAUGAAUUGGUUCCCAUGCUGGAAUCAUAUGCCGCAGCGAAUCCUGUCAACCCAAAGCCACCCAAUUCUCUCAUUGAAGAAAAUUAA
Messenger RNA from Coffea eugenioides, 456 nucleotides. RefSeq names its product cytosolic sulfotransferase 12-like. Gene Ontology annotation, molecular function: sulfotransferase activity. Lineage: Eukaryota; Viridiplantae; Streptophyta; Magnoliopsida; Gentianales; Rubiaceae. The transcript has a single exon. Gene Ontology annotation, biological process: sulfation. The record is from RefSeq and is a predicted model, not a curated record. Gene Ontology annotation, cellular component: cytoplasm. The coding region runs from base 1 to 456 and encodes 151 amino acids.